Messenger RNA from Melopsittacus undulatus (budgerigar), 368 nucleotides. RefSeq names its product 60S ribosomal protein L34-like. The transcript has a single exon. Bases 15 to 368 code for a protein of 117 amino acids. Gene Ontology annotation, cellular component: cytosolic large ribosomal subunit; ribosome. The record is from RefSeq and is a predicted model, not a curated record. Lineage: Eukaryota; Metazoa; Chordata; Aves; Psittaciformes; Psittaculidae. Gene Ontology annotation, biological process: translation. Gene Ontology annotation, molecular function: structural constituent of ribosome.
ACCAGGUGUAAAAAAUGGUUCAGCACCUGACUUACCGCCAUAGGUUGUCCUACAACACAGCUUCCAACAAGACCAGACUGUCCCAAACACCCGGGAACAGGAUUGUUUACCUUUACACCAAGAAAGCGGGGAAGGCUCCCAAGUCAGCAUGUGGUGUCUGUCCAGGAAGACUUUGUGGUGUUCGUGCUGUGCAUCCCAAAGCUCUUGUGAGGCUGUCAAAAAAGAAGAAGCAUGUUAGCAGGGUCUGUGGUGGUUCUAUGUGUGUGAAGUGUGUCUGCAACAGAAUCAAAAGAGCUUUUCUUAUUGAAGAGCAGAAGAUUGUUGUGAACGUGUUGAAGGCAGAGGCACAGAGCCAAAAGUCAAAGUGA